Molecule: messenger RNA, 363 nt
Organism: Opisthorchis viverrini
Lineage: Eukaryota; Metazoa; Platyhelminthes; Trematoda; Opisthorchiida; Opisthorchiidae
Exons: 1
Source: RefSeq, a predicted model, not a curated record
UUGCUAAGCGUGAGUCCGAUAAACAACGCUUUGACACUGGUGUAUGCCGGUCCGGGCACGGCUAGCUUCGUCAAAUACAUCAAUCAUUCUGCGCGCCCAUCCCCUCUUUUCCCACAGUUAUCAAACAAUAAACAGUCGACUGAUGAUUCCCCACCUUCUUGUUAUGACCUUUCCGUGAUUUAUUAUGAGCCCGUCUCAACGAGUGAAUCAAGCUCAGUUAGUGAGAGUUCAUCUGAAGAUGCGGAAGAUGACGAAGGCGACGAGGAAGAAGAAGGCAGGGGGGAAGAACCUGAUGAACGAACGCCACUUGAAAAACGUGCGGUUGAAUCUGGAUGCAGUCAACUACUUGAAGACCCUAACUAA